AUGCCUUACCACUUGCCAGUUCUGCUGAAUCCGCUGGUCAAUGCAGUCUUCAAUUGCCCGACACCCCACACGUCUGCGCUGAGAAAGGUGUUUUCACAAAUAGCGAAAAGAAGGUUUCUAUUAGUGGCCCCAGACACCGAAACUUUGACCGAGUAUGAGGACCUUGAAACUGGACAACUUUUGCCAGAGCUCUGCUACACUCACGAAUUUGUCGCGGAUCAUAUUGUGAUGCUAGACUCUCGUGAUGGUAUGCCAGUCGAUGAGUUUAGGACCCUUAGUGGUAAGACAAUAGUGGUGCGCAAUCAGCAAGGAACUUUAUUGACGGGCACCGGGUUCGACACUCGCAGGCGAUGUAGAAUUCUGGAAGCCCGUCUUCUGACAAAUUUUAAUGACUAUUUGGAGGGUUCAUCCUCCUAUCCUGUGAUACACGUCGACUUUCCCUUUACUGGGCGGCUUGCCAGGAGAGACGAGUGGCAACUAUUUAAAAGUUUGAAACCUGUUGCCAGUCGAGAAAAGAACGUCGAGAAAAGUAGUAAAUUCGAAUAUUCGACGAAAGAGACAAUAUCUCUUGAGCAAAUGCUUCGCAUCAAUCCGACCCAUGCAGAUCAGCUAAGUGUCAUUUUCGAGACUGAGCGAAAGCUCCUUACUUCCUUCAAAUACAACGCAAAUGUACUGGCUUCGCACUUUGCAGAAACGUGUGAGAAAGCUUUCGAAGUGAUAAACAAGGACCCAAAUUUUCAGCACCUGCCGAACGUCCAAAUGCAUGUCCAUGAGUACGUAGAGCUCAGUCUCUAUGACGACUUUUGGGCACAACUCACCAACUCGAUGAAAGCAGUUGAAAUAGAGGCCUUGAGCGAUUAUAACUUACUGAGGAACAUCUCGAUAUCCCAAGUACCCUCGUUCCUUUAUCCCAUGAACAACUCCAAAUUCGACUUACGCUUUGUUACUCAAGUCGAACAGAACUUACUAGAGGCCGUAGACUGUCUGAGAAAGCUUUCCUCAACUAACUGUCACUCUGCCAAAGCAAAAGUCAUCGUCGAUACCUUGCAAACUCUCUCAAGAACCAUUUCAGUUGACGGUAUGACUAUACCAAUCGAUGCAGAUACCUUAGUGAGUCUACUGGUCGUAACUGUGUGCCGUGCGGGGGUGAAAGACCUCAAGAGUCAUCUGUUUUAUUUGCAGGAAUUUGCCAAGGAUUCGGUCCAGAUUACAUUUGGCGUAUUAGCAUAUGGAAUGUCGACUCUGGAAGCAGUUCUGAGCUAUUUUGACGUCCCUGAAAAGGUCCAUUCCCUGGAACACAAUGGUCGUAUGAACCUGGAAUUCUGGUCGUGGCUAUCAAAUCUUGACGCCAGCGUCAAAGCAGGUGAUCCUCAAGAUCUCGAAAAAAUGAUUCAGGUAAGGACAUCCUCCGGGCAGUCAUCGUUAGCCUUUUGCAUACAAGAAAAACAAGAACGGGCAUUUGAACAUUUGAUCAAUAACUAUGAAGCUCAGGUCCCUCUUGAAGACUUGCUACACGAUCAAAAUGUUGAGGGCUCAAAUCUGCUGAUACAAAUGCUGGAUGGUGGAUGCUACGAGCUUGCGGAUAAAUUUGUCGACAUGCUCUGCCUCAAUUGCACCAAGAGGGAGUUAAAGGAAUUUUUAAAUCGAUCAAACAGGUACGGGCGUACUUCAGGUCAUUACCUUAUGCAUGCUCCCGAUCUCAUUAAGAAACUAGGAAUCUUUUUGAACUGGGAAAAACAAGACUGCAAUGGUCAAACACCAUUAUUUGCAGUAAUAAGAGCGUAUGAUCAACCUAGUUAUGAGGAUAUGUUCAUGGAAGCAUAUAACUGGGCCACGGAGUGGUGCAAGCUCCAAAGAAAAGUGUUCAGAUCUUCGCUUCAUACAGACACAAAAGGAAACUCCCUGCUUCACGUUGUGCGGUCAAAUGCUUCCUUUUUACUAAAUGAUGCAUCCGCCAAUGUCAACGCAACAAAUAAGAAUGGACUAACACCUUUGAUGGUUUAUGCCAAAUACAAUCGACUUGAUAACGUGAAAUGUAUCAUUAAAGAUAGGCGCCUUAUCCUUGAAAAGUGUCAGGAAGGAACAUACCUAAAUUGUUUUGAUUUCUUCAAGAAUCCCACAGUAUUAAGAGAAAUGGGUAAACAACCCUCCAGUAUUGCCUGCUUGCCGCUCAAAUUGAUCCUUGCACGCAGCAUAAAAUGUGAAAACAAUGAGUGGGUUGUGUGGAUGACCUGCCGAUCGAAGGGCUCCACGAAUGUGGUGAUGCGGCCCUUGAGGUUCAUACAAAACCUCUUGUUACUUUAUUGGAAAGCUUACCCAAGGACUUUUUUACCAUUAGAGGAAUUCGUAAACGAGCUUCAUGAGCUUUGUAAACUCAACAUUCUAGUCUUAUACAGGCUACAAGCUCACGUCUUUUUAAGGAAGCUAUCAAUAAUGUUGAGCAUUAUUCUACAAGAAAGUAUUUUCGCCGAUGCUUUUCAUAGCUCCGAUCUGAAUAUCAGCCAGCAUAUCGGUGACGAAGGAAACAGGGACCAGUCUAAAGAAGACUCGGGAUUGAUUGAGCCAGAUCAAAUGACAAGUAUUCAACGAGUUUUGAAAUUCAACCGCUCAGAGAUGAUGCUCUUCCGAGCAAGGGCUCACAUAUUGAAAAAACUGUCCGCUUCUGCAGAGCUGAAGGAAACAGACCUCACGAAGGCCCAUCAACUUUUGGCAAAAAGAGUGAACCUAUUUUUCAAUUCUUUUGAGCACUGCGGAGAAAUGUUCCCUGAUUUGACCUUCUUGAGAAAAAGACCGGACUGCGGCUCUAUUGCGAGCAGCCUCAAUUUUCUACAAAGGUGUACAGAGGUCCUUAUUGCAAACAUUGACAAAGCUUUAAAUGUGGAUUUGCCAAAAUGGUGGCACGCAUAUGGCGAAUUAGCCGCCUCCCGCCAUGAGUACCAAAAACACUUUCCGGACUCUGUGAGACCGAAUGGCGCGGCAAGUUCGGGCUUAUUUCGGUCUUACAUAGAAACAAAAAGGUCGAAAUUAGCGGACACUAUCUCGACCAAAAUCAAACGGAAUGUCAAUUACUUAACCAAAGUUGGUUGGGACAUUAAACAAGAGAACGAACGCUUAGCGGUUGAGGUCAACAAUUUUCUCAUGUUCAAAAAUGAAUUUUGGACAAUACUGACCGUUCGUGAGCACACAGAACUGAAUAUCCAAAUGCUGCAGGAACAUUUAAUUUGUCUGGAAGAAUCAUUACUCAAUUAUACCGAGCAGUUCAAUAACGAACAUGUUAAUAAUUUACAUAGGGGAUUCUAG
Messenger RNA from Lachancea meyersii CBS 8951, 3300 nucleotides. Lineage: Eukaryota; Fungi; Ascomycota; Saccharomycetes; Saccharomycetales; Saccharomycetaceae. The record is from the annotation of a GenBank genome assembly.